AACAAUGCCUUGAUAUCUCGUAACACUGACUUCUGUGCCAUCUGAUCUAUAAUUUAAACUAGAGUAGCAAAUAGCAUCAGCUUUGCAUGGGAAGAUUAUAAAGUAUUGCAUCAUUAAGUUUUCUAUAUAGAGAAAAACUUCAUUGUUCAGCAUUUUAAAGCUGUGUUUGAAACUAUCACUUUCGUAGCUCAAGUUAAGUUACUAACUUGACGGACACGUUAACCGGAGAAAAGAAUGGGUAUCGGGAACUUGUUGUUUUUCAUCCCGCUACUUGCGGUCGCAUCCUCUCAAUCGCUGAACGAUCCAUGGUUGCGAGAUCCCCUGCUCGUAGGCCUCUGGAAACUGACAAGGGCCAUCAACGGCUUCGGAUUCAAUCUGUUCGAAGAUUUGGUCAUCGCUGAAGAAGGAAACGUGCUCAUUUGCCCAUAUUCUUUAGCCACUGCUCUUGGGAUACUUCAUUUCGGAUCCGAAGGCGACACCGAAAAGGAAUUGUCUUAUGUUUUGGGUUAUGAAGCGGUCAAUCUAACGAAAGACGAAGCAGCCCAAACAUUCUAUUUGCUUUCAACCAAACACUUGAAAAGUUCCAAUCCAAAAUUAUACUUCUUCGAUGCCCCCAGCACUAUCGUGGUCAACCGAAAAAAUGGUGUACUUCCCACAUUCCAGCGUACGGUAGAAGUAUUAUUUCAGGCUCCUGUGACAGUAUCCGACUUCGUAGAAUCGGGAGAAGAGCUGAUUCGAUCUCUUAAUGAGUGGGUAGCUGCUCGCACAAAGAACAAAAUUCAUCAUAUUAUAUAUUCUGUAGAUCCUUUCUCUGAUAUGAUCAUUUUGAAUGCGGCGUUCUUCAAAGGAGCAUGGAUGCAUAAGUUCUCGCCUCAGGCGACACAACCUGGGGUAUUCUACAAUUAUGGAGAACUCUCAAAACCAAGGAGUGUCCAAAUGAUGCGAAUGACAGAGGUACUGAGCUAUCACAAAGACCAGCACCAUAGCGUUCUGGAACUUCCCUUCAAAGGACGAAAUGUCAGCAUGAUAAUAUUUCUUCCGGACAGCUUCCAUGGAAUCGAAGAGUUACAGUACCAAUUCUCCCCAGAAUUUUUCGAGCAACAGGUAUUGCAGAUGAUUCGAUCCGAAGUGGAAGUUAUUCUUCCUAAAUUUAAAGUAAGAUUCGGCGAGGAUUUAACGGGGAAUCUGCAAGGACUGGGAGCAGAGACACUGUUCAACCCAGAAAGAGUGGACUUGGCUCACAUGAUUCGCAGGGACACGUUAACUAUCGGUGAAGUUUAUCACAAAACCAUGGUGUCAGUAACAGAAGGUGGUGUUGAAGCAGCAGCCACGACGGCAAUCUUUAGUUUCAAGUCAAUCCCUUCUGUGAUGGAUAUUCCAGAUUUUCUAGUAGAUCAUCCGUUUUUGUUUGUUAUAUAUGAAAGAAGGAUAAAAAUGAUUUUAUUUGUCUGUCGUGUGAUGGAAUUGUAAUGCAUGAUUCCUUUGCUUUUUUUCCUUGUAUGUAAAAAAAAUUCUAUAAAGCAAAAGAAUUAA
This is a messenger RNA of Argiope bruennichi, 1533 nucleotides long. Its product is annotated as intracellular coagulation inhibitor 1-like. The coding region runs from base 235 to 1470 and encodes 411 amino acids. The transcript is spliced from 4 exons. Lineage: Eukaryota; Metazoa; Arthropoda; Arachnida; Araneae; Araneidae. The record is from RefSeq and is a predicted model, not a curated record. Gene Ontology annotation, molecular function: serine-type endopeptidase inhibitor activity.